CCAAAUAUCUAAGACAAAUAAUAUUUUCGAGCACCGGAAUCGCGUCGGCGCUUCGCCAAACUCGUGCCGCGGUGUCACUGCAUCUCUGACUGAAGCCAUGACUCGAUUAACAGCGCUGUUCGUCGUGGUCCUUUGCUUGUAUCAAGUUUGCACCAGUCCAUUGUCAGAUAACACUCCAGAAGAAGCUCCUAUCCAACCGCACGCAGAUCAAGAUACGGAUGGUGUGCAGAGCACAUCAGCAAAUGGGCCAAAAAGUAAUAAUGAUCCUGUGAACACAGUGGAGGACAACAAUAAAGAGGUUAAUGAGGCAAACACCCCUCAAAUUCUUGAAGAAAAUCUUGAAAGCGAAAGAAAUGCUGCACAAGAUGAAAAGAAUAAAACCCUACCUGACCCUAAUAUAGCAGCGGAUAAAAACACAAUCCUGGAAACUGGUACAAAAGAUAAAGCUGAAGGAAAUGAAGACAAUGAGCAAAAUAAAGACGUUGACGAACACACAGACUCGGCUGGAGAUGGUGGAGAAAACCCCAAACCUGAUCAAACGAGUCAAGAGGAGCAAAAAGACAGUGGAGAUGUACCAAGUGGAAAAGAAGGUGAAAAGCCAGCAACUACUGCCCAAAAUGUGGUUGAAGACGAUAAUACCCCUGAACCCACUGAAGAAGGUGGAGAUGAAAUGGUUGACAAGAGUGUGGAGAAGAUGACUGAGAACCCUACAGACGACGAAAACGCAGAUUCAGCCGAUGAUUUCGAUGACGGAGAGACUGAAGAUGAAGGUGGUGUUGAUGAUACUGCGGGUGUAAAAGAACAGGACAAGUUUAACAGCAAAACAGAAACCAAGGAUGAUAUCAGUCAAACUUUUCAGUCAGAGAACGCAGAGAGCAGCCACUUCUUUGCGUAUCUGGUGUGUGCCGUUAUACUGGUGGCUGUGCUGUACGUCACAAGGCACAACAAGCGCAGGAUUAUUGCCUUCGUCGUUGAGGGCCGGAGAUCAAGAAGCACACGGAGACCCAAGACAUCAGAUUACCAAAAACUGGAGCAGCGUUGAGAGAAACCAGUCAGACGAGUCAGCGGUGGUGGAAUCGAAAUAUUUGACUUGAUUUUGAAACUUGAAUUACACAUAAUGAGGCAUACUGUAUAUCACCACUCAUGAACACUGCACAGCAGCUGUCACGAAUUCAUCCCAAAUUAUAUUAAUAAUGAUGACGAUGUCUACUGUAGCUCUAAUAUUUCUGGGAUGAUCUUCAUUUAGGUUUAGAGCAUUACAAACACAUAACUGAAAUCCGCUGUGCAGGUUCAUAUUGUAGAUGUUGGUUCUGUGGAAUCUUUUUAAAUUUAAUUGCCGUGCCUUUUUGGUAGAGUUACGUGGUUUUCUUUUUUCUUUUCUCUAUUUAUUGCUGGGUGAAAUGUGUAAUACAGAAGGAAACGAUAUGUAUAUGUUGACUGCUUGAAUGAUGUUUUAUGGGAGAUUGGGAAUGAUUGAGUUAUGAAUUGUUGUAGCACUUGAAGCUGGUCGCACAUGUUUAUGGGACACGUGAAUUCUUUCUUCAGGUGUGGACUAGUAAAGAAGCAGCAAGCUUUUGUCACUAUGUUAAAGAUGUUUUAAACACUAUGAAUGCAUAUUAUCUGAUAAAUUAGCUUUGAAGGGCUCAACAUGAAGGAUUUUACUUGCCAGCCCAGUCAGACCAGUAGUUCACAGUAGCUCAUGUGUCAGAAAGAAAUGUAUUUAUAGUUUUUUACUUGUAAUUUUACUUCACCAAAAAUGACUUUAAUUAAUUUGGAUUUUAUGCAAUAAAACACAGAAAUUAUAUAAGGUAAAACUAGGGCCCAAAACAAUCAUUAUCAGCCAGGUCUGCUGUGUUUUAAUGUUUCUGAUCAUUGAUAGAUUUUUAUUUUAUUUUUUGCAUACAGUAUGUUCUCCAUCUUUGACGUGAGGUGUUUGAAUCUCUUGAAAUUAUUUGUAUCUGAAUUGGUCAGUCAGUGGUUCAGUUGUGGUCUUCUAAAUGAACAGCACCUGGACACUUUGAAAAAAAAAAUUUUUUUGAUUCUGACUAGUUGCACUUUUCCUUUUUCUAAGAGCUUUGACUCAAGUGACUUUAAUGAUGAAUGAAGCCAUCCGGUUCUGGAGUCAUUCCACUUUUUAGCUGAUGAAGAAAACACCAUUGUUGUUUGCAGCAGUUAAUGAUGCAUUUAAAGAUGAUUGUUUUUGGUGUACAGUGGUAUUAUAGUUCCACACUUGAUUUAUGAAAAUACCUCUGCCAAUUCUAGAUCAUGCCCAGAAAUGAGAAACAAACAGCUAUAUACCCGUCCUCUUCUUAAUCCUAAAAUGGGAAACUGAUCUUUUUGGUGCGAUGUAUAACACAAUCACACUCCUGAUGUGUGCCUAUACUGUGAUCCCUGCUCUAUUCUCUCUUAAGCCUGUGAUGAUGAUUUGAUAUACAACCAGUGGCUUUGCACAACCAUUCUUCUGGACAUUCAGGACCUGUUUUGAAUUAUUACUUGGGGAAAAAUAUAUGAAGGAUGUUUAACUUACCUGUUUAUUGUGGUCAAUCUUUAAAACUAUUGCAACUUUUCUACUCUGAGAAGAACUGGAAUAAAGUUGAUUUCCUCUGA
Messenger RNA from Carassius auratus (goldfish), 2607 nucleotides. RefSeq names its product trans-Golgi network integral membrane protein 2. The record is from RefSeq and is a predicted model, not a curated record. Bases 98 to 1042 code for a protein of 314 amino acids. The transcript is spliced from 4 exons. NCBI's taxonomy places the organism in Eukaryota, Metazoa, Chordata, Actinopteri, Cypriniformes, Cyprinidae.